Messenger RNA from Leptosia nina, 2073 nucleotides. The record is from the annotation of a GenBank genome assembly. NCBI's taxonomy places the organism in Eukaryota, Metazoa, Arthropoda, Insecta, Lepidoptera, Pieridae.
AUGUCAUCAUGGACCAGGGAACUGGAUGAGGCUGCCAUCCUAGCAACGAGGCAAGGGUGGUGGCAUGUCCUGCUGUUUUAUUUGCUCUGUGGCCUUGCUGCAAUACCGACUUCGUUCUUGGUAUUUUCACAGGUAUUUACAAACGCAACUCCGGAGCAUUGGUGUGCUGCCCCACCAGAACUGAGGAUCCUGGGCCUGGAAGACCAGCUCUUUCGCAAUCUAACUGUACCAAGGCAACAUGGCGUAUACGAAAGUUGUAAAUCUCAUUACGUCGAUCCUGAGAAGUUCUUUGAUGCUCUACAUGAGAUACAAAAUAGGUCACAGAUAACCAAUAUCCAUGAGCUAGAUUAUGCAAAUGUAUCGAUACCUAUCUUAAGUGAUCUCGUGCUCGCUGUUAGAAGCAAUGACACAAUUGCUUGUCAAAAUGGAUGGAGUUUUAGUACGAGUCUAUAUAAGCGGACUUUAGUGUCUGAGUACUCUUUAGUAUGUGACUCCGAUUGGUUACCUCGUACCAGCAACGCGUUGUUCUGGGUCGGAUCAAUUUUUGGAAAUCUUUUCUUCGGAUGGAUGUCAGAUAGAUAUGGCCGUCGCCCGACUAUCAUCCUCAUGAUAUUCCUUCAAGUGCCACUGUCAAUAGCCACAUCGUUUCCAGGAAGUUAUUGGACUUACAUAGUACUGAGGAUAUUUUGUGGCUUAUUUUUCCCAGCCUUAUAUCAAUUGCCUUUUAUUUUGGCUUUGGAAUUGAUGCCACCAGCGCAGCGUACAAACGCAGGAAUUGUAGUGGGAAUGCUCUUUGCUACUGGAAUGUGCUUACUGGCAUUUCUUGCAUAUCUUCUACGAGACUGGUAUUAUAUAUCAUUGGCUACAAGCAUACCGUUCAUUCUACUUUAUGGAUUCGUUUUCAUUCUGCCCGAGUCUCCAAGGUGGUUAGUCGGACGAGGAAGAAUUGCGGACGCAGAAAAAGUCCUUAGAAAUAUAGCUGGGAAGAAUAAUAUAGCCCUGCCCCGUGGCUUUCUUUUAGAAUUACAUAAAACAAUAAAAGAGGAGGACGAACUCGAACUGUCAAAUGGUCGAGUACCAAACAUGAGGAGAACGUCUCUACGAGACCAGCAUAUAGAACGAAGAAUAAGCAAUAUGACCACUUUCAAACCAGAUUUCAAAAGGAUUGCAGAAAUAAAUGAAGAAAUUAACGAACGUAAUUCUUUAUUAAACGUUAACAAUACAACUGAAAAACCAGUUGAAAUAGACGAAAACGAAUCUCAGACUUCAAAUAAAACUAACACUAUAGAUAGCGGUGUUAUAACACAAAUGAGUUUUUUAAGACGAAAAUCUAUUCAAAUAGUUAAUAGACUUAUAAGCUAUGAAGAAGAUGACGAUGUGUUUGAGAAUAAAAUCAUGGAUGAUCAGAAUUCUGAAGGGGAUUGCAAAGCGUCUCCGCUGGACGUGUUCCGAUAUCCCAAUAUAAGGAAGAAAUUCCUGAUCUUAACUUUCAAUUGGGUGGCUAUUGGCGUUGCCUAUAAUAGUCUAAGUUAUAAUACGCCUAAUCUCGGUGUUGAUGAUUAUUUAGCUUUCUUUAUAGGCGGCGCAGUAGAAUUGCCAUCGUAUUUUAUAGCAUGGAGAUGCAUUGAACGAUAUGGACGAAGAUGGGUAUUCUUUUGUUUCGCAAUAAUUGGUGGUAUAGCGUGCGUCAGUUGCGCCUUAGUUCCCGAAGAAUAUCCCUGGGUGACUGUAUCCCUUGCCAUGCUGGGAAGGUUAUCAGCGGCGGCAUCGUUCGCAGUGUUCUACGUCCAGAUUGGCGAACUUCUGCCCACUGUGUUGCGAGCACAGGCCAUGGGUGCUGCAUCUUUUAUUGCCGGGGUGGGUCUACUCGCCUGCCCCUAUAUUGUUUAUUUGGCGGUAAUUUUUAAAUCUCUACCAUUGCUUAUUAUUGGCAUAUUGAGCAUCGCAGCCGGCUUUACGACCCUAUUUCUACCAGAAACUCUGAACCAACCACUUCCACAAACGUUAGGUGAUGGAGAGCUUUUUGGACGGGAUUUUAAAAUAUUAAGUUGUGUACAGAAAGAGGAUGCCUAA